AUGAAACCAAGACGUGUUGGAAUGGCACGAGGGUACGAGGAGAUGGAUGGGGCAAAUGUUCCUCGUCCGCCUGGAUCCGUGGGAGCAGUAGGAGGUGCUGCCGGAGCAGAUUCCACAACGGGAGUCGCUGGAAAUGUAUCUUCAGUUACCGCUGUCGGUGGAACAAUGCUGGCCGGAACAGCGCCCGAAUUCGAGCUGGCAUCUGUCAGUGUAGUUCCGGAUGACACGUACACCGUCACACAGGCCGUAAAUGCGCUGGGGUUUGGGUGGUUUCAGGUGAAACUGUCCUUGUGCGUGGGACUGUGUUGGAUGGCCGACUCGAUGGAGAUGACCAUACUGAGUGUGCUAGGACCGGCAUUACACUGUGAUUGGGGUAUAUCCCGCUACCAGCAGGCCCUAGUAACGACAGUCGUCUUCCUCGGUAUGAUGCUUAGCUCCACCUUUUGGGGUCAUCUAAGCGAUCGCUACGGACGGAAACCGGCUUUGACACUAUGCGGAGUACUUCUUUUUCUGUACGGUUUGCUCAGCUCUGUCGCACCGAGCUUUGGCUGGUUGUUGCUGCUGCGUGGACUUGUCGGCUUUGCCAUUGGCUGUGUACCACAGUCUGUAACACUCUAUGCAGAAUUUCUUCCCACGAAGCAACGUGCCAAAUGUGUCGUAUUGCUCGAUUGUUUCUGGGCGCUUGGAGCCUGUUUCGAGGUGGCACUAGCACUGGCCGUAACACCGACGCUUGGCUGGCGCUGGUUGUUGGGUUUAUCGGCCGCACCUUUGUUUAUUUUCGCUAUAAUUACUCCGUGGCUUCCAGAAUCAGCCCGUUACCACGUUACCAGCGGUCAAAGCGACAAAGCACUGAACACAUUAGAACAGAUCGCGAAGGACAACCGUCGACCGAUGUUGCUGGGUCGGUUGGUGGUGGAAGGUCCAAGUGGUUCGCGGGGAAGUUUGAAGGCACUGCUCGGUAGCUCACUAAGACGAACCACGCUGCUGCUGUGGUUCAUCUGGAUGUCGUGUGCCUUCUGCUACUACGGAUUGGUGCUGAUGUCUACCGAACUGUUCGGUGGUAAGAACAAAACAAUCAUCGACAGAGGCAUGGCGGUAGACGAUGGCAUUACGAUCGACUGUCAACCGUUAGCUACGACGGACUAUAUGGAUCUGCUGUGGACAACGUUGGCCGAGUUUCCGGGCAUAUUUGCGACAAUCUAUGUGAUUGAAAAGUUUGGCCGAAAGAAGACAAUGGCACUGCAGUUUCUUUUCUACGCCGGUUGCGUGCUUAUGAUUACCGUAACGGAAGUGCGCGUGUUACUGACAAUUAUUUUGUUCAUGGCACGUGGCGUCAUUGCCGGUCUGUUCCAGGCGGCAUACGUUUACACACCGGAAGUUUACCCGACGGCCUUGCGAUCGGUCGGGGUUGGUGGUUGUUCUGCGCUGGCUCGUCUCGGAGCCAUGGCAACACCGUAUAUUGCUCAGGUGCUCUUCCAGUCGUCAAUCUGGAGCGCUGUAACGGUGUACGGAAUAUUUGCUGCGUGUGCCAGUGUGGCCUGUAUGCUAUUACCGUACGAAACGCGUGGUGCUGACCUGGCGCAUUAACGGGUC
Messenger RNA from Anopheles maculipalpis, 1593 nucleotides. Its product is annotated as synaptic vesicle 2-related protein. Gene Ontology annotation, cellular component: membrane. The record is from RefSeq and is a predicted model, not a curated record. The transcript has 6 exons. NCBI's taxonomy places the organism in Eukaryota, Metazoa, Arthropoda, Insecta, Diptera, Culicidae. Gene Ontology annotation, biological process: transmembrane transport. Gene Ontology annotation, molecular function: transmembrane transporter activity. Bases 1 to 1587 code for a protein of 528 amino acids.